Lachancea fermentati is the source of this 1593-nucleotide messenger RNA. NCBI's taxonomy places the organism in Eukaryota, Fungi, Ascomycota, Saccharomycetes, Saccharomycetales, Saccharomycetaceae. The record is from the annotation of a GenBank genome assembly.
AUGAACAGUGUUGUCGAGAAUAUCGCUAGUCAACCAAUACUAGGUGGCCAGAAUGCCACCGCUCCUGCCUCCGUUCACAACGUUCUAGAGUCGUUGCAAUCGAUCUCCUACUGGAAGUUGUUCUUCACAAUUGUGUGCGUGGGUUUGGUGUGGGACCAAGUCUCGUACCAAAUCAAAAAGGGUUCCAUUGCAGGCCCAAAGUUCAAAUUCUGGCCCGUUAUUGGUCCCUUCCUAGAGUCUCUAGACCCUAAAUUCGAGGAGUACAAGGCCAAGUGGGACUCUGGUCCAUUGUCAUGUGUCUCCAUCUUCCACAAAUUCGUUGUCAUUGCAUCCACCAGGGACUUGGCCAGAAAGAUUCUGCAAAGCCCCAAGUACGUAAAGCCCUGUGUCGUCGACGUUGCCAUCAAGAUUUUAAGACCUUCCAACUGGGUUUUCCUCGACGGUAAGGCUCACAUCGAUUACAGAAAAUCUUUGAAUGGUUUGUUCACCAAGACCGCUUUGGCUCAAUACUUGCCCUCUCAAGAAGCCGUCAUGGACAAGUACAUUGAAAAGUUUGUCAGAUUGUCCAAGGAAAACAAAUACGAGCCUCAAGUUUUCUUCCAUGAAAUGAGAGAAAUCAUGUGCGCUUUGUCUUUGAAGGCCUUCUGUGGUGACUACAUCACAGAAGAUCAAAUCAGGAAAGUCGCCGAUGACUACUAUUUGGUCACUGCUGCCUUGGAAUUGGUCAAUUUCCCAAUCAUCUUGCCUUUCACCAAGACGUGGUACGGUAAGAAAACUGCCGACAUGACCAUGAAGAUUUUCGAAGAAUGUGCUCAAAUGGCCAAAGACCACAUCGCUGCUGGAGGAGAGCCUUCUUGUGUCAUGGACGCCUGGUGUAAACUAAUGCACGAUGCCAAGACUCGUAACGAUGAAGACGCCAGAUUAUUCCACAGAGAAUUCACCAACAAGGAAAUCUCCGAAGCCGUUUUCACUUUCUUGUUUGCCUCUCAAGAUGCUUCUUCCUCUCUAGCUUGUUGGCUAUUCCAAAUCGUCUCAGACCGUCCAGAUGUCAUGGAAAAGAUUAGAGAAGAACAAUUGAGAGUUCGUAACAACGACCCAUCUGCACCACUUUCUUUGGACUUGAUCGAAGAGAUGAAAUACUCCUACAUGGUUGUGAAGGAAGCUCUUCGUUACAGACCUCCCGUUCUUAUGGUUCCAUACGUGGUUAAGCAAAAAUUCCCAGUUGCUCCUAACUACUCUGCUCCAAAGGGUUCUAUGUUGAUCCCAACUUUAUACCCUGCUUUGCAUGACCCUAAUGUUUACGAAAACCCAGACGAAUUUAUCCCAGAAAGAUGGGUCGAAGGUUCCCCUGCUAAUGAAGCCAAGAAGAACUGGUUGGUUUUCGGUUCCGGUUCUCACGUUUGCUUGGGUCAAACCUACGUCAUGAUGACUUUUACCGCCCUAAUAGGUAAAUUUGCUAUGUAUACCAAUUGGGAACACAAGGUAACUCCUUUGAGUGAAAAAAUUAAGGUUUUCGCUACCAUUUUCCCCAAGGAUGACCUGCUAUUGUCUUUCAAGAAGAGAGAUCCUUUAACAGGUGAACUCAAAGCGUAA